This is a messenger RNA of Chelonoidis abingdonii (Abingdon island giant tortoise), 927 nucleotides long. Lineage: Eukaryota; Metazoa; Chordata; Testudines; Testudinidae. The record is from RefSeq and is a predicted model, not a curated record.
AUGAGUUUGCGGAUGGGCGUGGAUUGGGUGAGCAGUCACGAGUAUAUCGUGCUGCAGUUGGCCGUUGUGGCGCCCGACGUUUUCACCAUGGACUAUCGCGGCCCUGUCGCCUGCAGCCUUCGCAUCUGCCUGUCAGCCUUCGACGGAAUCGCUUCCGAGUAUAUCGUGCUGCAGUUUGGCCGGGUGGCGCCCGACGUCUUCACCAUGGACUAUCGCGCCCCCCUGUGCGCCCUGCAGGCCUUCGCCAUCUGCCUGUCCAGCUUCGACGGGAAACUCGCCUGGGGGUUAGUUCUGGGGGCACCUGGCUGCCUCACCCCCACUUUAAGCCUCCCCCCCACAUUCCAGGCUGUGGCCAUCGCGGCACGUGAUCUUGCCCGGGCUCAGGAUUACGCCCAGAAACACGGGAUCCCCCGAGCGUACGGGAGCUACGAGGAGCUGGCGCGGGACCCCGACGUGGACGUGGUCUACGUGGGGGUCAUACACCCCGAGCACCUGCCUAUGGGGCGGCUCUUCCUGGGGGCCGGGAAGCCCGUGCUGCUGGAGAAGCCCCUGGGGAUGAACGCGGAGGAGGUGAGGGAACUGGCGCAACUGGCCCGCAGCCGUGGGGUCUUCCUGAUGGAGGUGAGUGACACCCCCCGCCGAGUCCCCUGCAGCCCAGCGCCCUCCAGCACCACCCUGGGGCAUCGGGGCCAGCUGAUCGUGAACAACCAGCGCCAUGAGUGCCCCCUGCCGCCCCCCGCCCAGCCCCUCAACUUCUCCAAUGGCACCGGCAUGCGGUACGAGGCUCAGCACGUGCGCCAGUGUCUGCUGCAAGGCCUGAAGGAGAGCCCCAUCAUGAGCCUGGCCGAGAGUGAGCUGGUGGCCUCCAUCGUGGACGAGGUGCGACGGCAGCUGGGGGUGACCUACGCCGAGGACCACCAGGGCUGA